Molecule: messenger RNA, 6102 nt
Organism: Pecten maximus
Lineage: Eukaryota; Metazoa; Mollusca; Bivalvia; Pectinida; Pectinidae
Product: protein DD3-3-like
Exons: 14
Coding region: 119-2416 (765 amino acids)
Source: RefSeq, a predicted model, not a curated record
AAUCAUCGGGUUAAGUUAUCUCAACCUAUUGUUGUGUUAUUACCAUAUUUGGGAACAGUAGUGUUUACGUACGUAGUGUCCGGUUUGAAUAUUUACUAGAAGGUGUCAUUUUGUAAAGAUGUCUGCCGGCGUUUGGACUCUCCUUAUAUCAUUUGUGGCUGCUGUGAGCUGUGAUAUAUAUUUACACAAUCCAAGGGGAAGUAAUAAUCGACUUGAUGAAGAAACGAGGAACAGAGCCAACAAUAACAGAAUGUUUGAUUCUCAAAACAACAACCGAGGUGGUUACAAUGUAGGGUCCCUGUACUACUACGCAGGGUCUACCCUACAGAUCGAGUGGACAAACCAGCAUUCCUGUGCCAACCCUAACUGUCACUGUGAAUUAGUGAUACAAUACAUGUGUCACAACCUCGUCAGGGACGGAGCUACCACAAAGACCAUCCCUGAGGCAAGCAACCAAAACGAGUGUGAGAACUUUGACUGUAACACAGAUAAGGAGUAUGGGAUGAACGAGGAUAUCCAUCACUAUAGCAACUGUCGUAUGAGGAAACGUAACCAGGGACUCUUCACUGCUGACCAGAACUUGAAGAAUCGUAAUAGACAGUAUGCAGUAAAUACACGUCAGAAUCCCAAUGGUAAUCGCCAUGGUUACGAGUGUCCUGAAGAACGCGACUAUUACCCAUACUGGCAUCCGUCACCUUGGAAGGAUAUCGUGGUGAUGACUAACGAUGUGAAUCGAUGUGUGUACUAUCAGCGGGAGAGUGAGAAUGUGAAGUCCCGGUGGGCGUGCUAUCUCCCUAAGGAGCUGGUACUCAAAAACUACAAAUCCUUCGUCAUUCCCAACAACAAACAAGACUGUGAGGCUUUUACGUAUCCUAUUAGUGACCCUGAUGCCGCGAGAGGAGUUUGGAAAGAGUUUCCAUCUCAUGGAUUGUCUCCCCCUGACUGCCGCGAGACCGAAUUCUCUCGUGACAAUCACCUUGGUAACGGCCUGGGAGGACACCCAAAUGUUUAUAACUGGACAAUUCCAGAUAUCAGCCACGAAAAUUGUGUAUUGAGAAUGAGGUAUAAUAUUUCUACCAAUGAUUACGACCCGUGGAACACAACCUCGGCCAACAAUUCUCCUAAUCUUGCCCCAAAGUAUGGUUUCGCUAGUCGGACAGCAGCAGAAACUAGAGGAUAUGUUUUUGAGGAAUAUCCUGAUGUUAAGGUUUUUGAUGAUGCAGAAUUUACCUUGGAGUUGGCGAUCAACACUGCACAGUAUGGAAGGACUUUCCAGGACAGAUCCCAUUCUUUUGCCAUCCGAAAGAGACCAGCUGGAUACGAAAGUACGCAGAUAUACAACCUGAAUGUGAGGGGCAAAAGGGGAAACAUUGUACAGGUGUACCCCUCUGUGGAGUAUGACUUUGUACCAAACAACCUUCAGGUUUCUUCUGGGGACGCUGUACAUAUACAGUGGACAGGCUCAAACACAAACAACCCAAACAAUGAAGGAAAUGGCCUUGCACGUACAGACAGAAACAACAUUCUUGAGCUCCGGCCCAGAAAUUUCCCAGAAGGCAAUGGGGUACAGUUUGGUCCUGGCAGGGUGUAUGGUCACUAUGGCAACAAUUACCCUGAGCAUCUCUCAAGCUCCAAUUUUCUUGGAAUGUCCAGAACAGACCUAGGCCAUCUUGCUAUAAACUCACCAGGUCAGUUUGGAGGGGAGUUGUCCCAGCUGGAUGAUGCCAGUCCGUAUUUUGAUUUGGGCCUCAGGAAAGUCAGUAAAACGGGCACAUACCAUUACAUGUGUACGAGAAAUAACGACUUCUCCAACCGUGACCAGAAGGGGAGGGUUACAGUCUACCCCUUCCCACAGCGAUUCACCUCUAUCGGCUGGACAGGGGGACAGAUCGCACUUCCCACUGGGAAAGCUUCAGUCAAUGUAGAACAGGGAGCUUUUACGGGGUUACAGAAGCUGACGCUGGCCGAGUGGACGAGGACCCAGGGCGACAGUAGGCUCAGCAGUCUGGGUCGUAAUAUGCAGUAUGGUGACGAAUAUGCCAGCGAUUUUCUAGUGUUGUCUCCAGAAUCUCAGCUAACAGACGACGCCCAGAAAAUUUCCAUCACCAUGCAGAUUGAUGAAGACGCAUAUAGCCCUGAGGCCUAUCGGUCAUCUCAGGACACUCUCGGUACAUGGGUCAAGGUGGAUGCCAACGUGGAGGGUGCAAAAUUGACCCUGAAGUCAAACCGAGGUGGUGUAUAUGUAGUUCGUUCCCAUAGUAACUAUGGACCAAUCAUUGGUAUUGUGGUGGCCUGUGUAGCCCUUGUCAUCCUCAUAGUAGGCGUGGUCAUAUACUUUAAACGAAACCCGGAACGAUGGACAAAAUUAAAAAAGUCAACCAAAUACUUUGAACGCUCUUUGCAAGAAAAGGUUUAACGUCCGUAUUAGGUUACACUACUCAAGAGUUAUGUGUAAAAUAGGCUCCUCUUUAGUCCCAUAUAAACAUAGAAAAGUAAAUUUUAGAAUAUACCUGAUUUACCCAGCCAUAAGUCCAUGCCUGGUGAUUAGGCUGUCUAUAACUAUUAUAGUUCAGUAAAAAUACCAACAAAUGCUGUUUCAUAUCUUUGAGUCAUAGUUGAGUUGUUGACCCCCUGGUCUCAUGCAUUACAGGAUAAAUAUGGCCUUUAACUUAUUUUGGUAAGGCAUUGUGGUUUCUUGAACCAGGAUAUUUACACAAAAUUUGUGAAAAAUUCCAUGUCAGAAGAAUUUUUCAGAAGCAUGUAAAAACUUAUGGAUUCGGUCUCUAGAACAUGAAUAUGAACUUGUGGAAAAGAAAAAAACCUUUUCUACUAAUGUAGAAAAAAAAAGAAAACUCAAUAUUAUUUUUGCAAAAUUUAAUUUGUAGUUUCAUGAAGUUACAAAUGAGAACAAGAUUAAUUUUUUGUAAUCAUACAUUUAAUUAUAUCAUGUCCAUUAGCACCUUUUGUGGAUAUUUCCUUGGAAUGACCACAUGUGUAACAUUCCUUGUGGCAUUUGAAAAAAAGUGAUAUUAUAUAUUACAUAAAAUGCAAGAUGAUUUGUCCCUUUGUGUAAGAGUAUGGGUAGUAAUCAUCGAGUUUUCCAAAAUCAAAUACAAAAUGUACUGGUAUUUUAAUUUUUUACUCAUAAUGAAUUUAGAAAUGGCUUCUGGUAAAAUACUCAAAGGACUGUUUGACAGAGAAAUUUGUAUUUCACAACUUCCUGUAAUUUUAGGAUUAUUUCUACACUAAUUAGCUUAGCAGUGAUUCAGUGAGAGCAGGAAAGAGGUUUACCGACUUAUCCCUUUGUCAAUUUGUUAAAAAAAAUGUUUAAACAUAACAUGAGAGUGCUAUUGAAGAAAGGGAGAUCAGCAACUUGCCGCACAGAAAAUGUUUGAGAAGAAAAAAGUCAAAUUUAAAAGGUACAGGUAUAAUUGAAAAAAAAUAAUAAUAAUAAAAAAAAUAAUGAAAAAAUUAACAGAACACAAAACAUUGGAAUCAAUUACUUUAUCUUACUGUUUUGAUUUGUGGGGGAUAGGUUUAAAAUUAUAAAGAUAUUUUCUUAUUUUUCCAUAUUGAUGUAUGGUGAUUCUUUCUAUGCAUUAAUACAAGUACUGAUAAUUGGCUAUAUUAGUACUAGCUUAUAUAUACCCAAUAAUUUGGCACAUAAUAGUUAUGGAGAUUGUUUGGCCCAGGAGGGGGCAGCGGUGGCCGAGUGGUUAAGGUGUCCCGACACUUUAUCACGAGCCCUCCACCUCUGGGUUGCGAGUUCGAAACCUAUGUGGGGCAGAUGCCAGGUACUGACCAUAGCUAGAUAUAGGCAAGUGGUGUUUCUCCGGGUACUCCGGCUUUCCUCCACCUCCAAAACCUGGCACGUCCUUAAAUGACCCUGGCUGUUAAUAGGACGAUAAACAAAAACAAACCAAAUGGCCUAGGAAAAAAAUACUUCAUUUCGGGAUGUAGUAUAUUUAUUAGUGCUUAUCACAGACUAGUCAGCUGUAUGCUUGUUUUUAGUUAAGUUGUAAAUGUUUUUUUUUAAUUUUUUGAUUAUUUUUCGAUCAGUAGAUAGUCUGAACUUUUAUGACGGGCCAGCCAGUAUAGAAAAUGUAGAUAGAAAUUUGUUGUAAGAUAGACAUGCAGUAUUGAAGAGCAAUCUUAAUUUCUCUUCUUCAAUUAGAAAGCUUUAAUGCAUUAAAGAGUUAAAAGUUGUAAGACUAAUAUGUACGCACAAUAAGAAUACCUUUUUUGCAAAUGUUCCUGCUGGUCAGGUACUGUCUCGUAAAGGUUGAUGUGCUGUACGUGUGAUAAAGCAGUUCAAAGUAAGGGAGAUAACUCUCAUUGUGACUUGGAAAAUAAAGGGACAUAAUUAUUAUUAUGAAAUUUAGGUGUGUGCAAGUAAAGCUAUAAUCUUCUAAAAAGAAAUAACUAUUAUUGAAAUAAAUAAAAAAAUUACAUAAAUUUGAGGAAGAUAACUCUAAUACAUAUCACAACGACACAGGUAUAAUUUGAAAGGUAGCAUACAACCUUAAAUGGAUGCUUGAUCCUCAAGGGAAAUAACUCAUUCAGAAAUCUCAGAAGGUAUAAUUGAAAGUGUGUUCUUUUUGGAAGUAAUUAAAACAUUCAUAAUAUUUAACAUUUAAUAUCAUUUGAAGAAAAUUAUUUUUGUGAUAAAUUUUCAUUAAAUAGAGUUUCAAGUUGCAUUUUAUAGUUUAAAUUUAUUGAAAUUGAGUUAUAUUGUAAUGCUAUUACAUUGUAAUAAUAUCCUAAUAUUUUUAUGACUAUGCAUUCAUUGUAAUUUACAAAAAUAAAAUAAACAACUUGCCAUCCUGAGAUUCCGUUCCUGGAGCCUCAGAACUAUAGAAUGAUAUUUAAAUGGCUACACCGUAUUAAAGUCAAUUUAGAUAUUGUAGCAUCAAAAUCUUCGUUAUUAUAUAUAGCAGUUUCGUAUUUCUGAACAUUUUUUAUUAUGACGUUAUCAUUUAUUUUUUUAUAACAAUUUAUGAUCACAUUCCAUGUGACUUUCUCAUGUCACUGAAAACUCGUCAGGGAAAAUUUGGAAAAGGUUGAUAGAUUUUUAGAAAUUUUAUAAUUUUCUUUAAUAUUUGAUAAAAUACAUUUUAAAAAUUGGAUGUACACUUUGCCAUGGUAAAGUUUUGAGUAUACUUUGUAUGUUUGAGAUUUCGGUGUGUAACUGGUGUGAAAUUGUUUAAACAUUAAAACGUUUACCUCUAUACUCAUUAAUUAAAUAGAUCAAAGUUACUGUUGUAUUGAUAUUGUUUUCAUAAUUACAUUGCUCACCCCAAAACAACAUCAUUUUGAUGUACAUUGAAUAUCAUGUUUUUUUGUGUAUUUUAUUUCACAUGCUAAAUCUGUUGAUAGUAUUUGUGAAUUCCUGAAUUGAAAAUUGAUUGAAUACAAUUUCAACAUUAAAAGCAAUAAAUCUCUGUGAAAUCACAGGCUAUGAUCAGAUCUAAUCAUAUUAAGUGAAAAAAAUUGUGAAAUUAAUAUUUUGAAAGAUUUUUUAAUUGUUGAAUGUGUUUUUUCACAUUUUAAGUGAAAAUUAAUCUCUUAUCAAAAAAUAAUUUUAGUAAGGUAGGAACAUUUUUUUUGUCGAGUCUGAUGGUUUAGAUUUGUCAAUGAUCACGUACACAUUCCAUAUAGCUCGAGGUUUCAUCAGGAAUGUAUGAAACCAAUUCACUUUUACAUGGAAUAAUCUUGUUUAUGUAGUUUUGGGAUGUUUGAUAUAGCCUAAAUUAUUUUUCACAUGGCCAAAGAGUGAAAAAUCUAGUUUGAUGGCCAACAUUUUUGUGAUUUUUUUUUUAAAAUCAAUGUAUAAUUGAUUAUUGAUGAGAUUUUCUCCACAUCAGCAUUAUUGCUUUGUUUGAGUAUUGUGAAUUCUAUUAUGUGUACCGUACUAUACAAGCUGAGCUUGAAUUUUGAUCAUUUUACUAUUUAUCAUUAAAGGAUUAUGUUAUGUUUCACCAUAUUUUUUCUGAUACUUAAAAACUUGUGUAAUUUUGAAAUGAGAUUAACCUUGUGAUAUUAUUGUCAUUGUGUGUUUAAUUGCUGCUGGUCGGCAAUAAAAUAUUCCAUUGGAACAAAUCA